AUGCUACCGGACUUGCUUCCACCAGAUCUGUGGAUCUUUGAAGAACCCGCAUCCGUCACAGGCAAGCAGGGCGAUUUCACAGAUGCGGGCCAAGUAUCAUGCGUCAUCCGAAAGCUCCCGGAGCAACUGGCCGAAAACACUGAGGAGAUACUUAUCCCCGGCGCUGGACUAUAUCAGAAACCUUUCAACGAGGACCAAACAUACAUGGAGAUUCUCUUUGGUCUCGAUGACUUGACGAAAAAGCAAGAUUGGUUUAGAAACUACGCUGCGCUAUUAUUCUCAGCUUUGAUGCCGCCGUUGGUUCGAUACGGACUUGGAUUCGAGAGCCACCUUCAAAACGUUCUCGUCCGUGUCAAUGUCAUGACAAAAACGGUAACAGGGUUCGCGAUCCGAGAUUUUGAAGGAACUCGGAUCCAUUACCCCACAUUCCUCCGAUCCGGGUAUACGCUUAGUGACCUCCUCCCCGAAGGCUCCCCCCAUCUUGCCGAUAGCCACCGGAAGCCCUGGAACAAAGUGCAUCAUUCUAUCAUUCAGGACAAUGUGGGCCCAAUCUUGCACAUCUUGGGCUUGGAGUCGCAUGGAGGCUGGUCGAUUGUUCGGGAGGAGCUGAAGAGAGUGCUGGACCCUUCCGGCGACCCCGAUGGAAGAGCCUUGUGGGAGUACUUUACCCAAGAAAAAAUGACCAUCCCGCGUUUCAUGGGCAUGAGGUUUAUUGGGCGUUACGUGGAGAGUCAUGAAAUCGAUGUGCCGAAUUUUCUUCUCCGGAAAUAA
Messenger RNA from Cordyceps fumosorosea ARSEF 2679, 771 nucleotides. Its product is annotated as FhuF/siderophore biosynthesis protein. Gene Ontology annotation, biological process: siderophore biosynthetic process. The transcript is spliced from 3 exons. The coding region runs from base 1 to 771 and encodes 256 amino acids. Lineage: Eukaryota; Fungi; Ascomycota; Sordariomycetes; Hypocreales; Cordycipitaceae. The record is from RefSeq and is a predicted model, not a curated record.